This is a messenger RNA of Zygosaccharomyces rouxii, 1938 nucleotides long. It is a transcript of the gene MMS4, whose product is annotated as Mms4p. Gene Ontology annotation, molecular function: nuclease activity; DNA binding. The record is from RefSeq and is a predicted model, not a curated record. Bases 1 to 1938 code for a protein of 645 amino acids. Lineage: Eukaryota; Fungi; Ascomycota; Saccharomycetes; Saccharomycetales; Saccharomycetaceae. The transcript has a single exon.
AUGGGGGAAGUUAUAGAGAUAUCUGAGGAUAGUAAAAGCUGUGAGACUCCAAUUAUUAAGAAUGGUGAACCCGACGUUUAUAUUUUAGAUGAUUCUUUGAGUUUUAGUCGUGAUAAUCAACAGGUGAACUAUCCAUCAUCCCCAAGACCGAAUUUCCACACAGACGAGAAAUCUAUUGAAAUCAUAGAGAGUAAUCCACCUUCUUCUGAAAUUCUGGCACCAUUUUGCCACGAGCUGAGCAGUAGUAACACGGGGAAUGGAUUUUCUAGUUCCCAAGUUGCUUGUGCUAUCAAUAGAGGUAAACCUAAUGGACGCAGUGACAGGUUAUUGGAUAAGAUAGUUGAUGGGAAUUCUUCUCCUGACUCUUCUGCCAUUAGUGAGAGGGCAAAUGAAGAUGUUGUAGCUAGCAUGAAGGAUUUGGCGGCUAAGUGGUCGAAGACUAUUUCAAGACCGUCUACUAAGACCGAUCAGUUAGCAAAAGAGUCAGAAACGACCCCUUUAGCUGCUUCACAAGAUGUGUUGGUAGACUUCCCCUUAUCCUCACCAGUGGCUGAUCGAAUUCCUUCUGAGAAAGAGGCAAAAGAGAGACCACAGACAGAUAAUAAGAGUGAAUGUGAACCAAUCCCUCAAUCGUCACCGGUAAAAGCAAAAUCAGUGACACCAACUCAAGUGGAUAAAGUUAAUGAGCAUACUAGCAGUCAUAAAACACACAGAGCUGGUGGUUCUAGAUCGAAGGAAUUACGAUCUAGUAGUUUGAGAACUGAUACGGUAGAAUUGAAUUUAUCCAGAUUCCUCAGCGAUAGGACUUGGGAAAACACACCUCCAUCAUCAAGAAGAGGAACCAACAGAGUUAAAAAGUCCAGUAAUAGUCUACCUCAUGUUAUUGCCAAUAAUCGAGAAUUGGAAAAGAGUAUGCUACAUCAAUAUAUAUUACGCGGCAAAUAUUAUACACAACAGGAGUCUGAAUCUUUACUGCGAUACUGGCUUAAAGAAGAUAAGGAAAGGCUUAAACAGGCCAAUCAAAUUUAUAGAUCAAGUGAAAAUGCAAGAUCUACUAUAAUCGUGGAAAUGUCUUCUGAACUUCUCGAAUCAUUACAAGAGACCACUAAGGAGAUUGAAUCUCUCAUUUCACCGGCAACUUUGCAAGUUGGGUACGAUAAUAGUUUACCCAGAAUAAGAUUUCUUCGAAGACUUACAAGCAUUUACGAUUUCAAUCAUGAUAUUUACUAUCCAAGCGAGCUAAGAAUAAUGGAGGAAAAUGUUAACAUCUUAUUUUAUGAUGCCCAACAGUUUUUUGAACUUUACAGAAAUGAAAAAAGGAAGCUUUUCGAUGUAAUUCAAUUGUUUGCCAAGGAUAAUAAAUAUCUUAUUGUCAUAUUAAGUGAUUUAAGCAGAUUGAAAAGGUCGGUAGAAUCACUGGAAGAAAUAAAAUACAAAGCUAAAGUUCAAGAACAAUUGACAGGUUCACAAUUUGCCGCCACUCGCGACAAGAAAAUGGAGGAUAUUGAAAGUUUAAAAAUGAAGUCGUUCGAUCUAGAACAACGGCUGAGACAUAUAGAUAGAUUGUGGAACGUUAAACUUCAUGUCGUCAACUCUACUAUGGAAUUUAUCAGCACAUUACCCAAUUUAGUUUCCAUCGUAGGUAGACAGCGAAUGGAUCCAGCCAUUAGAUUUAUGAGGUACUCACAUAUACACGUCAGAUCGAGUAAAGAUAGAACAGAUGCACUAAAGAAAACACUGCAUCAUAUAAACAAAAUGCCAGAACUAAAAUGUAACAGUGUCACGAAUGCCUACCCAGAUUUUCAAUCCUUGUUUGAUGAUUUCAAGAAAGGUCAAUUAAAAUCAGGGCUUGAUGGUAAGCAUUUAAUGACAGAAGCCAUGGAGAGUAGAUUGUACAAACUAUUCACUUGCCAGGAUCCCAAUGAAACCAUACAGUGA